Messenger RNA from Malassezia globosa CBS 7966, 657 nucleotides. RefSeq lists its product as uncharacterized. The coding region runs from base 1 to 657 and encodes 218 amino acids. Gene Ontology annotation, cellular component: mitochondrion. Gene Ontology annotation, biological process: superoxide metabolic process. The transcript has a single exon. The record is from RefSeq and is a predicted model, not a curated record. Lineage: Eukaryota; Fungi; Basidiomycota; Malasseziomycetes; Malasseziales; Malasseziaceae. Gene Ontology annotation, molecular function: metal ion binding; superoxide dismutase activity.
AUGUUUGGAUUUGCCUCGCGUCGUGCUGUUUCUAUGGCUACUCGGAUGGGUGUGCGCAGCAAGCACACCCUCCCUGAGCUUCCAUACUCUUACGGAGCUCUUGAGCCAGCCAUCUCUGGUCAAAUCAUGGAGGUGCACCACGCUAAGCAUCACCAGACAUACGUGAACGCACUCAACACGUUCGAGACUCAAUUGUCCGAGACUCUUGCCAAGGGCGAUAUCAAGGGAGCCAUUGCUCUUCAGCGUAUGGUGACGUUUAACGGUGGUGGUCAUAUCAACCACUCGCUCUUCUGGAAGAACCUUGCGCCAUCGUCGCAGGGCGGUGGUCAGCUCGAUAGUGGUGAGCUGCGUUCGGCUAUUGAGCGCGACUUUGGUGGUGUGGAUGAGAUGAAGCAGAAGUUCAACGCAGCUUUGGCCGGCAUUCAGGGCAGUGGCUGGGGCUGGCUCGGCUACAAUGCGCAGAACGGCAGGCUCGACAUUGUCACUACUGCGAACCAAGACCCUCUUACGACGCACACACCACUAAUUGGUAUUGACGCAUGGGAGCACGCAUUCUACCUCCAGUACAAGAACGACAAGGCCACGUACUUCAAAAACAUUUGGAACGUGAUCAACUUCGAGGAGGCAGAGAAGCGCCUGCUUGCUGCGAAGCAGUAA